AUGCAAGAUACCCAGCUCGCGCCGCGGGCUCAUUCUGACAUACAAUGUUUACACUUUCUUUAUUUUGUGUGUUUCUCUUCGUCUCAUUGCGCUGUCUGGAAAUUGCAGGCACCAUGGACCCCAAAUCUCUUUUCCUUGCGGGCUUGUUGGUCAAACCCUUUCUACUCUACGGCUUACCUUCUCAUGUACAUGUUUGUGUUGACGGGUUUGAUGGAGAAGCUUGAGGGGAUUGAGAAAUGGUGGCGAGGCUGA
This is a messenger RNA of Colletotrichum orchidophilum, 252 nucleotides long. RefSeq lists its product as uncharacterized. The coding region runs from base 1 to 252 and encodes 83 amino acids. Lineage: Eukaryota; Fungi; Ascomycota; Sordariomycetes; Glomerellales; Glomerellaceae. The transcript has a single exon. The record is from RefSeq and is a predicted model, not a curated record.